Messenger RNA from Saccharomycopsis crataegensis, 2550 nucleotides. Its product is annotated as Gat1 protein. The record is from RefSeq and is a predicted model, not a curated record. NCBI's taxonomy places the organism in Eukaryota, Fungi, Ascomycota, Saccharomycetes, Ascoideales, Saccharomycopsidaceae. The transcript has a single exon. Gene Ontology annotation, biological process: negative regulation of transcription by RNA polymerase II; positive regulation of transcription by RNA polymerase II. The coding region runs from base 1 to 2550 and encodes 849 amino acids. Gene Ontology annotation, molecular function: RNA polymerase II cis-regulatory region sequence-specific DNA binding; zinc ion binding; DNA-binding transcription factor activity, RNA polymerase II-specific.
AUGAUAAUGGACGAGCUUCCAGACAUUGUCUCUGCCCAAAGAAAUAGCAUCCGUGGCAAUUUUGGCUACGUUGAUAUUUCCACCACUACUCCUCCCAACAAUAACAAUAACAAUAAUAAUAAUAAUGAUAAUCUGCAAUCAGAUAUCAUGUCGAGUCCCAAAGAUUUGUUCAAUUCUGCCGAGCUGCUCUGGAAAAUGUACCAUUCGGCAAAAGCGUCACUUCCGUACAAAGAACGGAUUGAAAACAUGAGUUGGCGGAUGAUGGGGAUCAAUUUGAAACAGUUGAAGUUAAAAAACCAGGAGAAGAAAAAGAAGAAGAAGAAGCUGGUGGUUAUUGAUGAAGAUGUUUGUAUGUGGGAAACCGAAACCAUGCCUAAACCUCCACAGAAUGUCGAUGACAACAACAACAACAAUAAUAAUAAUAAUAAUCAUAAUCAUAAUGAUCUACUAACGGGGCAAACUAGUAGUCUCAAACAAGACUUAUUAUUUAGCUCAUUCAUUAAGACCCCGGUACUAAAUAGUCUUGAUGCGGUGGACAACAUCGAAACUUUUGAUUACGUUUCGAAUCUCAAAAAAAUGACCAAUAACGAAUCGAAUAAGUUUGCCAAUAUGAUGAAAUUCAACCGCUUAAAGAGCCCCGAUACUUUCAUGUUGAGUCAAGCUGAUGAUGAAUAUUCCAAGAAUAUCCCUGAUGAUAUCCCAGCCAGAACCAUCGACACCGAGGAUUUUUUCAACAAGGGUCAAAAUAUCAAAAAGCCUAACAAUACUCAUAAUCAUAACGAUAAUUUCGAUCAAGGAUACACUUUUACCCUCGAUCCAUUAGCGGUGGAAGCCCCAUCGGGGCAUCCGAUGUUUAACGGUAACUCUAAUUUCUCGCUCCCUGCCACCAACAGAAUCAAUAAUGAUAAUCAUUUUACCGGCAUUGCAGGUUCGAUAUUCGCCCCACCACCGUCCAAUGGUAUUACUUCAAUGGGGUUCCAGCCGUCGUCACUUCCAACCCAACGGAAACUCAUCUCGAAUCCUACUACUGAGCCAUUUAAUGGUAUGACCCAUAACAAUAAUAAUAACAUCAUCAACAACAACAACAAACCACCACAACCACCAAGUUCGAUCCUCCAGAACUUGAAUUGGAUGACCGAUGAUCUGAUGAUGUUCAGCAAUAGUGUGCCAUCGAACACCUUUUCGCAUGCCAGUGGCAGCGAUUUUGGGAUGUCGAUGAUGAUGGAUCAUGUUCCCGGACACCACCAUUCGCAUUCGACAAUGUCCCAUCAACAAAUCGAGAACAUCAAGAGUAUUUUCUCAUUCAAUUCGGAAUCCACAAUUCCUGGAGCCUCUUCGCCAUUUGAUAAUUCUGAUAUCGACACCCCAAUGCUGACUAUCACCCAUCAUCAUACCGCCAUCGCCAGCCCGAUCUUUAACAACAACAACAACAACAAUAAUAAUAAUAAUAAUAAAAAUAUUGGGUUUAGUAAUACUUCAGUAUUGACUAAACAACUUAAUGCUUUCAAUGCAGCCCUCGAAUCUGAACCAUCAUCGGUGACCUCAACCCCAACCCUUCCACCCCCAAAAUCAUCAUCAACCACCACCACCACUACCAAAUCAUCAACCACUAAACCAACCGCCCACCAACGCAAGAAAUCUAUCUCAAAAACCACUAGCAAGAAGAAGCUGAAAAAACCAUCAUCUUCUACCCUUACCGCCACCACCUCCGGAGGGGGGUCUAAAAAAGAUGGGUCUUCGAAAUCUUCGAAAUCUAAGCCUUCUGCUAAUUCCGCUUCAUCGUCAUCAUCAUCCGCCACCGCUGCCGCCGCCAAUUAUCAACCUAGUCAGUGUACUAAUUGUCAUACUAAAACCACCCCAUUAUGGCGACGUAAUGCCGAAGGUCUGCCAUUGUGUAAUGCUUGUGGGUUGUUUCUUAAACUUCAUGGGAUCGUUAGACCAUUAUCUUUGAAGACGGACGUGAUUAAGAAAAGACAACGGGGCACUGGAACUUCUCAAAGAUCUUCGAAUCGCAAGAACGCCACAGGUGCUGGUGAUGAAGAUUCCAAUAAAGGUAAAAAUUCCACCACCAAUGCCACCACAACCACCACCACCAACAACAACAACAACAACAACAACAACAACAACAAUAAUAAUAAUAAUAAUAAUAAUAAUGGCAAUGGUAAUUCUACUACUUCCACCUCCAAGACCAGUGGCACCCUGGCAAUCCCUAUUAAAAAUAAUGGUAAAUUGAGUAAGAUCAAAAAAGAUAAGCCAUUAUCGGUGCUGGCCUCCAAUUUGCUCGCGUUGAACUCACCAACCAGUUAUAGUUUCAACCAAGGAAACUCAUCGUCUCCUACCACCACCGUGAAACUGAGUUCUACUAAUGAAUUGACCAUGUUGCAAACUUUGGAUAUUUCUAGCACUCAACCGCAUGUCAUCAAAACCUCUCCGGGGUCCACCAUUGCCACCCCAAUCAGUGCCACGUUUGAUCUGGGUGAUAGGAAUGUCGAAGAUUUUACGAAAGAUGAUAGUCAAAAUAAUUGGGAAUGGUUGUUGAAGUUUAGAUAA